CCACUCUGCGAUAUGAUGAGUCUUAGACGUGGAGUUAAAGGAGAGAGAGAGAGAGAGAGAGAGAGAGAGACCGCGAUGAAGCCCUUAUCACCCUUCACCCUCCUCUCCAUCCUCGCGGUCUGCUCGCCUCUUCUCGCCCUCGACGCCGCCGCCACCGCCGCCGCUUCUCCUCGAUGCAAGGCGUGGCUCGUCCAGUCGAUCCCCACCAACAUGCCCCUCCUCCCCCGCGUCCCCGGCGUGCUCUCCACUGGGGAGGUGAUGCGGUGGCUGGCGGGGAACGCCACCGAGAGGUUGGAUAUAAUCGCGCAGUAUUGGCAGCUUCUGGCGCAACCCGGCAAUCCCAAAUCAGGGGAUUAUGGAUACUCGGCGGUGGACAUGAAGAAGUUCGGAGCGGAUGAAGGGCGUGCCGUUUACACGUCUUUGGAGGAUGCCGCCGAUCGGAACGUUAGUCUCAGGAUCAUUCAGCACUCUGGAUUUUCUCCGGACUUUGAUCAAGAGUCAGCUGACCUUGCUUCAGGAAGAUCGAACGUACAGAAUGUGACCUUGCUGCUUGGUGAUUGGUGGGGAUCUGGCAUUGUCCAUGCGAAAGUCUGGAUAUCUGAUGGCAAGGACAUGUAUAUUGGAUCAGCUAAUAAUGAUUGGAAAUCUCUAACCCAGGUGAAAGAGGUUGGCAUUUAUCUUGUUGGCUGUCCUGAUAUAGCCAGAAGGCUCGAGAUCUAUUUUAACAACCUGUGGACACUUUCCUCUCUCAAUUCAACAGCCUACACAAAGAAUGUUUGGGAUAAACAAUGGCAAGCUAAAAGAAAAAUGCCUUGCUGGUCACAUUUCAUCCGCAAAAAGGAGAGAUGCAGGUCACCACUUCCUCUUUCUGUUGAGAUUCCUCACGUGAAUGGCUAUCCAGCCUUGUCAGAUCCCUUUAUGUUCCAUAUUCCAUUUGAGACUCCAGGAACCAAUUUUUCAUCUACGUCACAUCAUUCAAGCUACCUUUCGUUUGCACCACCAGAGCUUUCAUUUGGUAAGUUCCAGGCUGAUGAACAAGGAUGGGUGGAGACGAUCAAAUCUGUACGAUUUGGAGGAAUUGUUAGGAUUAGUACCAUGGAUUGGCUUGGUCAAUCACAAUAUCUAAAACAAACUGUCUACUGGCCCUCCCUCUCAUCUGCAAUAUCAGAGGUCAUUUUCUCAAAGCAUGCAACAGUCAACAUACUAGUAGCCUAUUGGACACACUUUAUUGAGAGCACAGAUCAAUAUCUGAAGUCCCUCCUAUACUCUAAUGUUCUAUGCCUAUCUUCUAAGCGAAACCACUGUCGAGGUCAAGUUAAUAUCAAGUACUACAAGGUGCCUGGUUAUGAGAAAACUGGAGCUGCAUUAUCAAAGAAAAAUGCUACUGGAAGUGUGUAUCCUGGUUAUACUCGUGUCAACCAUGGCAAAUAUGCUGUCAGUGAUGUUCGCGCACACAUCGGAACCAGCAAUCUUAUAUGGGAUUACUUCUACACGACAGCAGGUGUCAGCUUUGGAACAUACCAUCCUGCCCUUGUAGGACAGUUGCAAGAGAUAUUCGAUGCAGAUUGGAACUCACCAUAUGCUGUUCCAGUUGAGCCAUUACUAUCUUCAUAUUAAGGUUGCAAAGGCUAGCUACCAAGUGUUCUCUAGCCGCACUCACUGUUGCUUCAGUUGAGACACAUUUAACAGCCAUUUCAGUGUCACCGAUCUAGUUCUUAACCGAUCAUGCCCGUGCAGAAGUCUUUCUAUCAUAUUCAAGGCCACACCCAACUGGAUUUUAUAAAUCGUCUUUGGAAUUUGUGAUGUUGUUGACUUAGAAUGAUUAGACACAAUGCAAAUGCCACGAGGUUUCUUAUGCAACCACCCUGGAUGUGUAGUACUUAAUAAAGUUCAUGAAAGUUUAUAUCA
Messenger RNA from Musa acuminata AAA Group (dessert banana), 1908 nucleotides. RefSeq lists its product as uncharacterized. The record is from RefSeq and is a predicted model, not a curated record. Gene Ontology annotation, molecular function: catalytic activity. Bases 13 to 1617 code for a protein of 534 amino acids. The transcript is spliced from 7 exons. Lineage: Eukaryota; Viridiplantae; Streptophyta; Magnoliopsida; Zingiberales; Musaceae.